CACAACAACAAGAACAACACUCGCCCUUCAGCUUCUCUCUCUCUCUCUCUCUCUCUCUCUCUCUCUCUCUAAAAGCCCAAGAAAAUGGCCGAACUCAUCUUCAACACUUCUCUGAAUUAUCUGAUACUUGCCCUCGGCAUUUUCAUGUUGUUGUCCGAAUCGCCUUCACCGGCAAAUGCAGCUUCAGUUCAGUACAACGUGGUCUCUCUCGGUGCGAAGGCCGAUGGCAAGACUGACUCCAGCAAGGCCUUUCUGAGCGCAUGGGUGUUAGCCUGCGGGUCGACAAGUGCCGCCACCGUCUACGUCCCACAGGGCCGUUUCUUGGUGCAGUCUGCCUCCUUCAACGGGCCAUGCAAGAACUCGGCCAUCACAGUGCGCAUUGACGGCACCCUCGUCGCACCUUCCAACUACAACUUGAAUGGGAAUACGGGGAACUGGAUCAUUCUCAGUCACGUAACGGGGGUAUCCGUGAUUGGGGGAACCCUUGACGGACAAGGCAAGGGCCUCUGGGCUUGCAAGCUCUCCCGCAAGAGCUGCCCUAGCGGCGCAACGAACUUGGAAAUCAGCAAUUCCCAAAACGUAUUGGUGAGCGGACUCAGCUCCCUCAACAGCCAGAUGUUCCACAUCGUCAUCAACGCCUGCCAGAACGUGAAGAUGCAAGGCGUGAAGGUGUCGGCCUCGGGGACCAGCCCCAACACCGAUGGUAUUCACAUUGGUGCCUCCACUGGCGUCACCAUCCUCAACUCCAAGAUCGGGACAGGCGAUGAUUGUGUCUCCAUUGGCCCCGGCAGCAACAAUCUUUGGAUUGAAAACAUCGCUUGCGGACCUGGACAUGGCAUCAGCAUUGGGAGCCUGGGCAAGGAUCAACAAGAGGACGGUGUACAAAACGUGACGGUUAAGACGGUCACGUUCACCGGAACGCAAAAUGGAGUGAGGAUCAAGUCGUGGGCCAGGUCAAGCAACAGCUUCGCCAGGAACAUCCUCUUCCAACACGCCACCAUGAACAAUGUCCAAAACCCGAUCAUCAUCGAUCAGAAUUACUGCCCCGACUCUGGUUGCCCUUCUCAGGCUUCAGGUGUUAGAGUGAGCGACGUGACGUAUCAAGACAUCCAUGGGACAUCCGCGACCGAGGUGGCUGUGAAGUUUGACUGCAGCUCAAAGUACCCGUGCACCGGAAUAAGGAUGCAAGACGUGAAGCUGACCUACCUGAACCAAGUGGCCACAGCAUCUUGUGCCCAUGCUGGUGGCGCAGCUUCCGGCACGGAACAGCCCGCCAGUUGCUUGUAAUCGCCCCCAAAUUACAAAGCCCAAAAUAGAGGGAAAAAAGGGAUACCAUCCCUAAUCUUAAUUAGCAUUGGUGAAGCGAGAGAGUGAUAACUAAUUAUUUAUGUGAGUCCUAAUAUUUGACUUAGGACCAGAAGAAAUUAUAUAGUAGGAAAUAGAUCGUUCAGUGUGCAACACAAAAUGGGUGCUUGAGCCUGUGGCGGGUCCUAGUUCACAUUAUUAUGGGCUGGAUUAAUGGAGCCUGGCCUUGCGUCAUAUUUUCAAUGAAUCCGAUGUUAAGAGUUUUGUCAUUUUGUCAU
Eucalyptus grandis is the source of this 1583-nucleotide messenger RNA. Its product is annotated as polygalacturonase. Gene Ontology annotation, molecular function: polygalacturonase activity. Gene Ontology annotation, biological process: carbohydrate metabolic process. The transcript has 4 exons. The record is from RefSeq and is a predicted model, not a curated record. Lineage: Eukaryota; Viridiplantae; Streptophyta; Magnoliopsida; Myrtales; Myrtaceae. Bases 85 to 1287 code for a protein of 400 amino acids.